CUCAACUCUUUUUAGUUCUUCUUACUUUCACUGUUAGGGUCAAAACCCAGUCCAAGCUCCCCAAAACGCAAAACCCGCGCGGCACCAUUUCAUCUCAUUUCCCGCUCAAUAUGGCAGACAACAAAAAACGCCGGCGCAAGGACCCCGCCGGCGACGAGCUACCCUUCAAGAACAAGCUGAAACCCGACUCAGCAAUCAUGGAAACCCUAAAGCAGUUCUCCGCCUCCUCCUCCUCCUCCUCCGUCUCCCAAACCCUAACCCUCCAGGACCUCUCCCUCCCCUUCCGGUGCCGCGAGGUGGCAGACCUCUCCCUCUCCUCCGUGCAGUCCAACAUCGAGUCCCUCAUCCUCAGGAUCGCCCACUCCAUCCUCUCCGGCCACGGCUUCUCUUUCGACGUCCCUUCCCGCUCCGCCGCCAACCAGCUCUACGUGCCCGAGCUCGACCGCAUCGUCCUCAAGGACAAAUCCUCCCUUCGCCCGUUUGCGAACAUCUCCACUGUGCGGAAAUCCGCCAUCACCGCCCGCAUCCUGCAGCUCAUCCACCAGCUCUGCAUCAAGGGCAUCCAUGUCACCAAGCGUGACCUCUUCUACACCGACGUCAAACUCUUCCAGGACCAGAUCCAAUCUGAUGCUGUUCUGGAUGAUGUGUCCUGCAUGCUGGGGUGCACUCGGUCCAGCCUCAAUGUCGUUGCUGCGGAGAAAGGGGUGGUGGUUGGGAGGUUGAUUUUCAGUGACAAUGGGGAUAUGAUCGAUUGCACCAAAAUGGGGAUGGGAGGGAAGGCAAUUCCGCCAAAUAUUGAUCGAGUUGGGGAUAUGCAGAGUGAUGCUUUGUUUAUUUUGUUGGUGGAGAAGGAUGCUGCUUAUAUGAGGUUGGCUGAGGAUAGGUUCUACAACCGUUUUCCAUGCAUAAUUGUGACUGCAAAGGGGCAGCCAGAUGUUUCCACUAGGCUGUUCUUGAGGAAGAUGAAGACAGAGUUGAAGCUGCCGGUGCUGGCUCUAGUUGACAGUGAUCCUUAUGGGUUGAAGAUUCUGUCGGUUUAUGGCUGUGGGUCCAAGAACAUGUCUUAUGACAGUGCUAACUUAACCACCCCUGAUAUCAAGUGGCUUGGGGUUAGGCCUAGUGAUUUGGACAAGUACAAGAUACCUGAGCAGUGUAGGUUGCCGAUGACCGAGCAGGAUAUUAAGACUGGCAAGGACUUGCUGGAGGAGGAUUUUGUCAAGAAGAACCCUGGUUGGGUGGAGGAAUUGACCUUGAUGGUCAAGACUAAGCAAAAGGCUGAAAUACAGGCUUUGAGCACUUUUGGUUUUCAGUAUCUGUCAGAAGUUUAUUUGCCCUUGAAGUUGCAGCAGAAAGAUUGGCUUUGACCUGUGAAUAAUGUAGUAAUAUCUAAGAAUUAAAAUGGUGGUUAUGCCACUACUUAGCCCAACAGCUUAGUCAUGCUAUAGUAUCUCUGCAAGUUGCACCAGAAUGUGGUAAAUUUUUAAGUAUCCUUCAUUGAAAAAUUGUUAAAAAAUUAUGUUGAUCGUCUGUUUUUCAGACUGAGUUUAUAAUUGUCUUAUUGUUCUUGCAUCAGUUAACAGGGAACUGGGUUUAUUAAAUUAUAAACCCCUGCUUUUGAAUUGCUUAAGUUUCCCUUGAUGUUGCUUCUAAUUCUGAACUCCAAGCAUUAUAGGUCUCUAAAUUGUGUCGGAUUAGUACAAGUUUAUUUUCCCUUGAAAUUGCAGCUGAAGGAUUGGCUU
Messenger RNA from Glycine soja, 1739 nucleotides. Its product is annotated as DNA topoisomerase 6 subunit A. NCBI's taxonomy places the organism in Eukaryota, Viridiplantae, Streptophyta, Magnoliopsida, Fabales, Fabaceae. The record is from RefSeq and is a predicted model, not a curated record. The transcript has 2 exons. The coding region runs from base 111 to 1364 and encodes 417 amino acids. Gene Ontology annotation, cellular component: nuclear chromosome. Gene Ontology annotation, molecular function: ATP binding; DNA topoisomerase type II (double strand cut, ATP-hydrolyzing) activity; DNA binding. Gene Ontology annotation, biological process: reciprocal meiotic recombination; DNA topological change; meiotic DNA double-strand break formation.